Castor canadensis (American beaver) is the source of this 1017-nucleotide messenger RNA. The record is from RefSeq and is a predicted model, not a curated record. Lineage: Eukaryota; Metazoa; Chordata; Mammalia; Rodentia; Castoridae.
UUUGAUCAUCUAGGGUCAUCUGCUCCCUCGCAGGUGUUUGCCCCACCUCAUUUAUUGACUGACAGUUUGCUUCAGUUCCUAGACCGGGAUUCUGGGAGGCAGCCAUCUCCAGAGCCAGAUCCAUUUGCUGUUGCACAUCAGGAGUUCCUAGAUCGGGAUUCUGGUAGGCAGCCGUCUCCAGAGCCAGAUCCAUUUGCUGCUGCACAUCAGGAGCUGAGUGACGAGCUAAACCCAGAAGCGGUGCCGAUGCCCAAUAGGGAACAGAAUCAGGGCCCCACUCUGCCUCCUCCACUUCAAAGUAAGACUCAGACUGUCAGCUUAGAUCAGGCUUCAGAGAGCCAAACAUUUGAUAUACCUGUUCCACCUCUUGAUCGUCAGAUUUCAAAAGUAGCAAAGUUUAUUGUUUCACGCUGGAAACUGAAGAAGGAUGCUGCUCAACAUCAGAGACUUGAUGAGACUGUGGCUGGAACUCCACACCAAUUUGCAAACCUUCAGCCAGUUCCAGCUCCAGAGGUGACAGUUCAACCUCCAGCUCAGGAUCAAGCUGAACAGGAUACCUCGCCCAGCGUUACGGGUAAGCCUGUGGAUGUGGAAAUCACCAUAAGUCCAGAGCCUACCCGGGAGGCUGCAUCUUCUCCAACUCAGCCUUCAGAGUUUGCUGAAGGGGCAGAACCUUCUCUCAGUGAGAAGGAACAAGCAGCUGAGCCAUCUGUGUCUCCUGGGGAGGUUCAGCCUUCUGGAAUUCACAUGACUGCUCCAGCCCAGGCCUCAGAGCAUGCUGAGGAGUCUGAACCUCCUCCACCCCAGCAGGAACAACUGGCUCAGUCCUCAGUGUCCUCCGAACAGUCUGAAGCUUUGAAAACCCAGCAUGAGAUUAUAACUCAGAAGCCAGAACCCUUAGAAAAGGAUGAACUUUCUCCAGUCAGUCAAGGGGCUACAGCUCAGCCAGAAGAGCUUCCUGAGGAACCUUCUCCAAGCCAGCAGGAGAGCUCAGUUCCUCCUGUAAUGCCCCUGUGA